AUAAGCAACGGGCAAUUGAUUGUCAAGUCACCCUCUUUCAGGAUAGAUUGACAAACUCUUGAAGCCUUGCCCUCACUUUUUGAACUCCUGGAGUUCUGUGAACUCCUUUUGUCCUAGUAGGAUGAGACAAGGAUAGUUUCAGCAGGCUGACUGCUGACGACUGACAUCUUUGCUGAUGUAGAGCCAAACGCGUGUUGCAUGGUGCCGGUCGUGCGUACCUGCUUGUACCUGAUUCACUGGCCUUGUUGCACCCGUGACCUUGUGUUUCUUCGAAAGAUAGAGAAGUAGAACGAGCCCACACGAGCCCAUGACGGACCCAUCCGCGAAGCUGGUGACCAAUCCGCAGCGACUGCAGCUGGUCCUGAGCUUUUUGCCUGCAAAUGAGGCCUUUGGCGCAGCUAAGGUCUCUCAGGCCUUCCGGAAAGCCCAAGAGCCUCUUGAUGCAAGGGUCUUUCUGAGUCAAAUUCGGCCAGAGACAUGGCUGCAUAAGAACGAGAUGGACCAGGACUUCAACCGAUGCUUACUGCGUGAUUGGCACUUGUGCCUAAGGCACUCGGCGAUGCAAGUCGCCUAUGUGGACUAUCGACAGCAUCUCAUUUACAUUGAGCCCAGCUGCUCAUUGACAGGAGCACCUCAAGGGAGCGAUCCCUUUCCGGUGGCUGUGGACAAUGAAAACUAUCGCUGUUCCAUCGAGCCCUUCAACUCGGAUUGCUUGUGGUGGGACUGCCUUCAGGGAGAGCUUUUUGAAUGGCCACGCAAAGCCGACAAUUAUGUGGAAGCCUUACCUCAACUUGACCCAGUCCCACCAGGUGCGGGCUAUGUGCCAGUCGAAUUGCCUGUCGAACCAGAGGCAGUGCCUGCCCCACAAGGUGCAGUAUUUGCAGAUCCUGAAGGGCCCGGCGACGUGCCAGUAGAAUUGCCUUUUGAACUAGAGGCAGUACCUGGCUACCACGGGAGUCUGGCCAUACCCAAGUUUCCCGAUGAUGUUAUGGUGAUUUUGUCUCUGAAUGCAGCUUGGUUCAAUUACAGCUUCUGGACACGGCAACUCCAAGGCAUGUUCCUUCUGCGGGAUGGCCGUUUCUUGCUCGUUGGAAGCUGUGAGAUGCAAGGCACCAUUGAUUCUCAGGCCUCUGCCCGAGUAUAUCGCGGCUUUGUGGCCAACUCACUGGCAUCUCUGGUGACCUUUGGCCAAGACCCGCGGAGCCGCGAGAUCUUGCGAACCCGCGUGGUGGGACCCGAUGACGCGAAGCCGAGUGUGAAGCCAACAGAGCUCUUGGUCAGCAUCCCCCGGGUUCAAAGCGACGAUGCUCAGGACUUUGAGAAGCGCUUUGGCCCUUUCCGACGUGCAUCCAAGUCGUGUGAGAAUGUCCUGUUUAGCACCUUGGAAGUGGAUCAGGACGAGGGCCGCAAGAACCUCCAAGUUGGCGAUCGAGUUCGAGUUGUGCGCCGAGGGGACACUUUCAUUUGGAGCUCCUGUCGCGCUGAGGCUUGGGCCGCACCACAGGGAGCUGUUUCACCUCAGCUUGAUACAAAAUACCUGGAAAGAGCUUCCCAAGAGGAUGGGCGCUUUACAACCUUCAGUGGUGGUUGCCAUUUGGGAUUACGCAGGGAUCGCUGGUAUGAAGCUGAAGUAGUCCACUUGAAUGCUGACAACACCCUGGAUUUGAAGUACAUUCAGCCUAGAGAAUGGUCGAAUGGAGCCUCUGGCUUUACUGACGGGCAAGGGAAUGACAGGAGCGACACACCCAUUGAAGCCGAUGUGGCCAUCGAGAGAGCGAAAGUGCUACCAAAGAGCCGAUGGUAUUGGGCUUUCCAAGAUGUUUGGGAAUUAUGUGGUGGCUUCUCAUCUGUCAGCCUAAGCUUUGCUGAUCGGGGUGGUCCUUCAGUCCGUUGCUUCGCGAACAGCAACUGUGGGGAGGCAGAGAAAGAAGCAGAGUCCAAAGCUGCAGAAGUUCCCUUUCUCAAACUGGCCGAUGUCUUUGCCGACACUGCUGAGGCGCAUCGUUUCAGAUGUAAAACACUCUUUGAAGAGAAAGAUGUAUUCGACAGGAAGGACAUUAAGGACAUUGAGAAACUGUCGGCAGAGACAGUUUACACAGAUGGCAGAUUAUACCCUCGAGGAGAUCACAUGGCCUUGUGCAAGCGCCUUUUCCUGCAGCUGCUCCGCACCUCCUUUUGGGACAAGUGGAUAGCGCAGGGGGGCGAGAGCCCAUCAAAGAUCAUACAUUUAUUUAAGAAAGACAAAUUUGUGCGAUUGAUCAUUCAAUAAGACAGGGAUACACGCUACAGAGACUUUAAAAAGCCUGUAGACUUCAGGAACUAGGCAGAUUUGCUGGACAUGCGCAGACGUUUGAUGGGUG
This is a messenger RNA of Durusdinium trenchii, 2360 nucleotides long. The record is from the annotation of a GenBank genome assembly. Lineage: Eukaryota; Dinophyceae; Suessiales; Symbiodiniaceae.